AUGGCACUCACAAGCCCCUACAUCUGCCUCAAUUGCAGGUGGGCACCCCGAUACAGACUAAAUCAACUGCAACUCCGUCGCAAUUUCUCCCUUUCCCCCCGCCACCACCAAAUCCUCCGACCAGCAACAGCACCAAAGCAAACACCCGACGUCAAGCACAUCCGCCAGAAUGUAGAACGCUACGCCCAAAACUGCAUCGACCGAAACUACGCCGGACACGCAGGAUACCCCUCGCAAAUCCAGAUACUCUCCGAUGAAGCGCGACAGCUUGACUACGACCUGAAAACGCCGCGGUCCCGCGCCAAACAGCUCGAGAAAACCAUCGCAAAGCUCUCGAUUGCAGCCCGCGCUACAGGAACCAAUGAGCCGGCCGACACACAAGACCAGGAGAUCGCAGCUCUAAAAGCAGAAGCGCAACGCCUGAAAGACGAGUCCGCAGUCAUGACAACCCGCAAAGCAACCUGCACCGAGGAAAUCAACCGCCUAGCUCUGUCCCUCCCGAACCUCUCCUCCUCCGAAACACCAAUCGGCCACACACCCCGCCUAAUAAACUACCUUAACUUCGAUCCUGCAAACCCUCCCGCGUGGACAAAAAGCUCCCCAUCCGACCUCCAGUCCCGCUCUCACGUCACAAUCGGUACAAACCUCGGCCUACUAGACUUCACCAGCUCAGCUACAACAACAGGAUGGGGCUGGUACUUCCUCAUAAACGAAGGCGCAAUGCUCGAACAGGCACUCAUACAAUACGCACUUAGCAUCGCGCGCCGUCGAGCCUGGAAAGCAGUUUCCCCACCUUCAAUCGUGUACUCCUACAUCGCCGAUGCAUGCGGGUUCCAGCCUCGCGACCAGCAUAACGAGCAACAAAUCUGGAGCAUUGAGCAGAAUGAACGUGAUCGCGACCAUAAGCCACAGCGCUCAUUAACGGGAACGGCAGAGAUCCCGCUGGCAGCUAUGUAUGCGGGCCGCGAUAUUCAAGCUACCGAUUUACCUUUGAAGCUUGCUGGUUCUAGUAGAUGUUACCGAGCAGAAGCUGGUUCGCGCGGUGUGGAUACGAAGGGAUUGUACCGCGUGCACGAGUUCACGAAGGUAGAGCUGUUUGCUUGGGCGGAUAAUGUUGGGUCUGAUAAGGCUACGGCUACGUCGGAUGAUCUGUUCGCGGAGCUAUUGGAUAUCCAAACGGAGAUUCUGACUUCCCUUCAUCUUCCUUGCCGUGUGCUUGAAAUGCCUACGGGUGAUCUCGGUGCGAGCGCGACUCGGAAACGGGAUAUCGAGGCUUUAUUCCCGUCGCGGCUGCGUCCGUCGGCAGCGGCGCCUGAUACUGCUAUUGUUGAUCCCGCUAUUCAGGAGCUCGAGUCUGCUUGGGGAGAGGUUACGUCUGCUUCUAUCUGUACGGAUUAUCAGAGCAGACGGCUUGGGACUCGGGUUCGUGGUGGCGCUGUGAAGGAGUCGCGUUUCCCGCAUACUGUGAACGGUACAGCGAUGGCUGUGCCGCGUGUUUUGGCUUGCAUUCUGGAGAAUGGAUUUGAUCCUGAGCGGGGUGUGGUUGUCAUUCCGGAGGUAUUGCGGCCAUGGAUGGAUGGUAUGGAGACGAUUGGGAAGAAACAGUAG
Molecule: messenger RNA, 1608 nt
Organism: Penicillium pulvis
Lineage: Eukaryota; Fungi; Ascomycota; Eurotiomycetes; Eurotiales; Aspergillaceae
Product: putative serine--tRNA ligase DIA4
Exons: 1
Coding region: 1-1608 (535 amino acids)
Biological process (GO): mitochondrial seryl-tRNA aminoacylation
Cellular component (GO): mitochondrion
Molecular function (GO): tRNA binding; ATP binding; serine-tRNA ligase activity
Source: RefSeq, a predicted model, not a curated record